CGAGCGGGAGCCGGAGCGGCCGGGGUACCGGCGGCGGCGGCCUGGAAGAUGAGGCGGCCGUCACAGCUCUGCCGCUUCCACUCUGCCCUGCUGCAGAGCAGCCGGGACCCCCGCCUGGCCCCUGCUGCUCUUCCCAGGAGAAACCUCCGGGUCCUGCCUGCAAGGUGGUCCCUCAGACCCCAGCCCCUGUGGAGGAAGGUGCUCUCUGCCACGGUGCUGGGGGUCCCCCUGCUCCUUGGGGCCCACUACCUCACAGCAGAGCCUCAGGAGAAGAGAAGGAUGAGGCUCGUAGUGGACGGCGUAGGGCGCUUCGGCAGGUCUCUGAGGAUAGGCCUGCAGAUCUCCCUGGACUACUGGUGGUGUACAAACGUCGUCCUGCGAGGGGUGGAAGAGAACAGCCCGGGGUACUUGGAAGUGAUGUCUGCCUGUCACCAGCGGGCGGCUGACGCCCUGGUCGCCGGGGCCAUCAGCAACGGGGGCCUCUAUGUGAAGCUGGGCCAGGGGCUGUGCUCCUUCAACCACCUGCUGCCCCCGGAGUACAUCAGGACUCUGCGUGUGCUGGAGGACCGGGCCCUCACGCGUGGCUUCCAGGAGGUGAUCCCUGCUCUUGGGUUGGGGGCUGGGCAGUCUGGCAGCCUCCCCUGCCGCUCCGCCGGCUGUUCUGCGAACCCCCCCGCCCCCUGCCAGGUGGACAAGCUGUUCCUCGAGGACUUCCAGGCACUGCCCCACAAGCUCUUCCGGGAGUUCGACUACCAGCCCGUCGCCGCCGCGAGCCUGGCCCAGGUGCACCGAGCCACGCUGCAUGACGGCACGGAGGUGGCCGUGAAGGUGCAGUACAUCGACCUGCGGGACCGUUUCGAGGGGGAUGUUCGCACGCUGGAGGUGCUGCUCCGGCUCGUCGAGCUCAUGCAUCCCAGCUUUGGCUUCAGCUGGGUCCUCCAGGACCUGAAGGGCACCCUGGCCCAGGAGCUGGACUUUGAGAACGAGGGCCGGAACGCCGAGCGCUGUGCACGGGAGCUGCGGCAUUUCCACUACGUCGUGGUCCCCCGUGUGCACUGGGACGCGUGCAGCAAGCGCGUGCUGACGGCCGAGUUCUGUGACGGCUGCAAGGUCAACGAUGUGGACGCCAUCAAAGGCAUGGGGCUGGCGGCGAAGGAUAUCGCGGAGAAGCUCAUCCAGGCUUUCGCGGAGCAGAUAUUUUACACCGGCUUCAUCCACGCGGACCCCCACCCGGGCAAUGUUCUGGUGCGGAAAGGCCCCGACGGGAAGGCACAGCUGGUGCUGCUGGAUCACGGGCUCUACCAGUUUCUGGACGAGAAGGACCGGGCGGCCCUGUGCCAGCUGUGGCGGGCCAUCGUUCUCCGGGACGACGCGGCCAUGAAGGCACACGCAGAGGCCCUUGGGGUGCGAGACUACCUCCUCUUCUCCGAGGUGCUCAUGCAGCGGCCCGUGCGCCUGGGCCAGCUGUGGCGCUCGCACCUGCUGAGCCGCGAGGAGGCGGCCUACAUGCAGACUAUGGCGCAGGAGCGCUUUGAGGCCGUCAUGGGUGUGCUCAAGGCCCUGCCGCGGCCCAUGCUGCUCGUGCUGCGCAACGUCAACACCGUGCGCGCCAUCAACACCGCCCUGGGCACCCCCGUCGACCGCUACUUCCUCAUGGCCAAGAGCGCGGUCAGGGGCUGGAGCCGCCUGGCAGGUGCAGCGUACCAGAGUGUCUACGGGGCUAGUGUCCUGCGCCACAUCAAGGUCAUCUGGGAGAUGUUCAAGUUUGAAGUGGCCCUAAGGUUAGAGACCCUGUCGAUGCAGCUCACCACCCUCCUUAUUCGGCUCUUGGUCCAGCUGGGCCUCCUGCCCGAGACCCAGGGGCUCUCCCAGUACUUGGAGACCUAGGCAGUCCUGGGGCCAAGAGGCCCUCAGGGCGGGUCCAGCAUCUGGCCCCACAGACCGAGACCUGGGGCGCUGAAGAUGCUGUACCC
This is a messenger RNA of Enhydra lutris kenyoni (northern sea otter), 1973 nucleotides long. RefSeq names its product aarF domain containing kinase 5. Bases 49 to 1887 code for a protein of 612 amino acids. The transcript has 14 exons. Lineage: Eukaryota; Metazoa; Chordata; Mammalia; Carnivora; Mustelidae. The record is from RefSeq and is a predicted model, not a curated record.